Musca vetustissima is the source of this 3436-nucleotide messenger RNA. It is a transcript of the gene tna, whose product is annotated as zinc finger MIZ domain-containing protein 2. The transcript has 11 exons. Gene Ontology annotation, biological process: protein sumoylation; regulation of transcription by RNA polymerase II. The record is from RefSeq and is a predicted model, not a curated record. Gene Ontology annotation, molecular function: zinc ion binding; SUMO ligase activity. NCBI's taxonomy places the organism in Eukaryota, Metazoa, Arthropoda, Insecta, Diptera, Muscidae. Bases 8 to 3436 code for a protein of 1142 amino acids.
UCGAGAAAUGCAAUUAAUUGUCGACAAAAUUCCCAUGUUGUCGAAACAGAGCACCAAACGCAAUUCCAAAAAAAAAAAUGAGGAAAUGAAUACUCCAGCAGGCUCCUCAAGGGCUCCAGCCUUAGGGGGCCAAAUAUCACCACUGGGUAACUAUCUAUCGGCAACGACAGAUAACCAUGCACAUAAUCAACUUCAGCAGCAACAACUGUUUCAACAGCAGCAACAGUUUUAUCAACAACAGCAGCAGCAACAUUUUCAUCAGUAUGCGACACACCAGCAGCAUUUCAUAAGUCAUUCUAAUAAUGGCUACUCAAGCAGUGUGCCGUACCAUGGUGACUCUGAUAGCCUACGUUCGUUGAAUAGUUCAUUCGGCCCCAACUCCGAAUUCACCGCUACAUCUGCCAGCAAUACCGACAACAGCUCUUCCUCUAACGUAGAUCGGCUACAUUACCCCAUCCACAAGGAAAGUGAUAACAGUGAAAUUGGCGCCACCAGUGUUGCGAGUCCAGCUUUACUGUCACCCGCAUCGUCAAAUUCGGGGACUCCAUUGCAAACCAAUUAUAAUAAUAUGGUAACGGCCACUGGUGCUCAGCAAACCAAUAUGGACGCCAUGAGUGGUUAUAAUCAGAUUAGUGGUAUGCAACCUGGAUUGGGAACAUCUAGCCAGUCGCAGCAACAUUAUAUGAAUAGCAGUAGCGGCAUGAAUCCAGCGCACAUAGGGCCAGUGUCAGGAAGCAAUAUGAAUGCCAAUAUCCACUUGGCAGCCUUAGGACCAUCAUCAAAUGGAGGUGGACAAAUGAUCGGUAUGCCAGGAUAUAACAAUGGCGCUCCAAAUGUUGGUUCAGGCAGACAUUAUCAGAUGUCAUCUAUGAAUCAAAUGCAAAGUAUGAGCAUGGGAGGAAUGGUUAAUAACAGUGGAAUGGGAUAUGGGGGCAGUUCUCCAAGCGGUAUGCCCUUACAUCAACAGCAGCAACAAAUGAAUGUCACGAAUACAAUGUCUAAAAUGCAAGGAAUGGGCAGCAGUGGCUACAAUCAACGACGCAUGUCUCCAUAUCCAAAUCCUCAAAUACAUGCGGCGCAAAAGAGGGCAGGAUCCUACCCAAUAAACAACACAGCCGUCCCUCAAGGAAAUGGAGGAGGAUCAAUGGGUUAUAGUUCAUCCAGCCAGAUGCAGCACCAAAUGGGAAACGGCGUGCCGCUACCAAUACAAACUGGCUAUGGCGGUAAGGUUGGCACAAUGAGCUACAGUGGAAGACCCGUGAUGACUUCUAGUGGAAUAGGUUCCAAUAAUAUGGGCCCUGGUUGCAUGAGUUCCACGAAUAUGACAAAUAAUAAUAUGGGGCCGGUGGGCAUGGUUCCUAGUGGAAUACCGGGCAAUAUGGGACCUGCAGGAUGCAUUAGCUCAGUGCAACGUUUUGGUAGCAGUUAUGGCGCAAAUUCACAUCAUCCUCAACAUAAUCAGUUUUAUACUGGUUCCCAAGCAAACAUGAAUAUGAAUAACAACAUCGUUUCUAAUCCAAUGUGUCCGAUCGGCCCCGGUUCUGUUCCAAGCAGCGGCAGUCCCUAUCAAAAUCAAAGUUUUCAACAGAAUUACCAGCACAGCCCAGUUCCUGGAAAUCCAACACCGCCCCUAACACCUGCCUGCAGCGUACCCUAUGUUAGUCCGAAUCCGGAUAUGAAACCGCAACUAGAUAAUUGCGAAGAAAUGAGAUUAACGUUUCCCGUUCGAGAUGGUAUUAUACUUCCCCCGUUCCGUUUGUUGCACAAUUUAUCGGUGAGCAAUCAUGUAUUCCACCUCAAGCAAAAUGUGUACAACACGCUGAUGUGUAGGUCGGACCUGGAGUUGCAGCUGAAAUGCUUCCACCAAGAUGACAGGCAAAUGAAUACCAACUGGCCUCAUACAGUUACGGUAUCGGCCAAUGCCACUCCAUUGAAUAUUGAACGUUCGGAAAAGACAGGCCAAGCGCUAAGGCCGCUGUAUCUGAAAACAGUCUGCCAACCUGGUCGAAACACACUUCAAUUGACAGCUAGUUCCUGUUGUUGCUCUCAUCUUUUUGUUUUGCAACUAGUCCAUCGACCAUCUGUGCGACAGGUUAUGCAAAGUCUUCACAAGCGCAAUUUAUUGCCAUUGGAACAUAGUGUGGCGAAAAUUAAGCGAUAUUUUGCAGUUGGAAUUGUUGGUGGCACACAAAACUCUGAAAGCACUGCUAGCAAUAUGCAUGACUCCAAUAAGUGCGUUAAGAUCUCUCUAAAGUGUCCAAUCUUAAAAUCUCGGAUACGUUUACCUGCUCGAGGAUUAGAGUGCAAACAUAUUCAGUGCUUCGACUUGGAGGGUUACCUAAUGGUGAAUAGUGAGCGUGGUACGUGGCGUUGUCCAGAAUGCAGUAAACCCGCCCUCACAGAAAGUUUAGAAAUCGAUCAGUAUUAUUGGGCUAUUUUAAACACGUUGAAUACUACCGAGGUUGAAGAUGUUGUUAUAGACUCUUCGGCGAAUUGGAAGGCACUGCCUAACAGUUUAAACAGUAAUACUCCCAGUGGUUGUCCUAAUACAACAGCGAAUUCCUUGUCGGGAACGGGAGGAUCAACAAACGGUCCUGGGACUUCGAGUGCCAUCCCAAUUCCACAGAUUAAACAGGAAAACUACUCCGACGAAACCACCAAAGUAAUGUCGCCAGGUUCAACGCAAUUGCCAACACCCUCAUGGGAUAAUUCGCAAGCGAUGAGCCCAUUCAACAGCCAUGAUAUGAACUCAAUUGCCAAUGGCAACAUGAUAUCAAACGCAGGUGAUAAUUUAAACAAUUCCCACCAAAGUGGUAGCAAUGGCGGCCGAAGUAACAUUGAUAGCUUCAGUAGCUCCCAGACACCAACUGAAAUGCAGUCGCAUGAUUCCUCGCAUCAAAAUAAUUUAGCGGGUCAAUUGGGUGAACCUCUGGAUCAACUGAAUGUAAUGGAAAAAUCAAUUACAGAACAGUUACCGCACACACCACAUACUCCUGGUAGUUCAAGCCACCCCAUGACACCUGGCGGCCCACCAUCAGUGAGCUCUGUCCACAAUGAACCCAACAGUAACGGCACAUCGAAUGGAAAUAAUUCGAGCAGUCUUAAUUCUCCUCAAACUCCAGGUACUCCGAAUAAUCGUCCCAACAGCAAUAACAACAGUCAGAAACAGUCCGAUUCUCAACAGCGAGAGCAGAUAAUUAAUUCUUUAAUCGGGCCGCAAUCAUCAUCAGAUUUAGUUAGCCUUAACGAUCAUUCGUUUGAUCCAUCAAACAUUGGAAAUUCAGAUGCCGCAAACGAUUUAAAUCUCUUAUCUGAUGUAGACCCACUGGAAAUAUUGUCGUAUUUGGAACCGCAGCCCGAUUUAAACACUCCGCCAUCCAGUGGAUCCAGCAACACCAACAAUAAUGACGAUAUUUUGGCAUCGUUAUUUGAUUAA